UGAAUAUUAAACGACAACACUUUUUUUUUUUAAUCGUUGACUGUUGAGUUAUGCAGCGGGGGUGAUUUGUACGAUUUAACAUGGAGUUUCCAGACGUCAACACCUGGUGGCAGUAUUGGGCCACUACAGGUGGUCCGGUCUUGACUUGUAUUCAGUCGCUUACCAAAUCAAAUCACUUAUUCGACGUUACUGACGUUUUUAGAUCAAAUUUAACAAAUUCAAACAAUGCAAAGAAUCGCACACAAAGUUAUCAGUGGAACUGGACAAGUGUGCAUGAAAACCUUUAACACAAAAAUGUCUAAAUAGCGAUGGCCGUGAAGAUGAAUCGUACUUUCUACUUUUUAAUUCGCUAAUGCAGGCUACAGUACAGGGAGUGGGUUGUUUGAGUCGUCAUGGUAAAAGGUUUAUGGGAAAAUAUAUCCCAGAUUACGUUGUUCAUCGUUUUGCUGUUGAUGGUGCUAAACUGUGCAGACCUUCAGGAAUUAUCACUAGUCUUUGUGAAUGAGCAGUAGGGAGGGGGAGCGGGGUUGGGGGGCGGGGGGGAGCAUCUGGCUCCACACGCCUUUGCAACAUUUGGAUCAGUGGAGGAUGCUUGUCGUGUGUUGUUUGGUGACUCGUUUGCUGAAGAUAACAGAUGAUGCAUGACGCCUCAGAAGAAGGGUGAAAGAACGAGGAGAACAUCACUCCAAGGCAGGCCUUGUUUACAAGUUUACCCCCCCAAAAAAAAUAAGACUGCCUUUUACCUCAAGCAAGUUAGGAUUUACAGUGGAUGUAGUUCUGAAGAUGGAAAGCGGUGUUUUUCUUCCCUUCCUGGAUCAGUUCAUGAUGAGCCCGCUUGUCACUUGGGUAAAGACGUUUGUUUCUUAUGAUGAAGGCCGACAUGUGGACUUCAGUGAAUUGCUGGAUGGAGUGUUUUUGAAUGAAGUUAUGAGCCAAAUACAUCCUGCCGCCACACCUCACGCUGCGACCAAAUUGAGCAAGGAUCCAAGUCAGAGGGUCCAGAACUUGACCUUUCUUGUUCAGCAAAUCAAGACAUAUUAUGUGGAAAACCUGAGACAGUUGAUUCUGAUUCCUCUUCCAAAUGUGCUUCUGCUUUCACGGACUCCUUACACCGAGCAAAGUCUGGUGGAAUUAAAGAAACUAUUGCUGUUGCUCCUGGGAUGUGCAGUCCAGUGUGAGAAGAAAGAGAAGUACAUUGAAAUCAUCCAGACGCUUGACUUUGGCACCAAAGCAGCCAUAGCUGUGCAUAUUCAAGAGCUGACUCACAGUCAAGACAACCUACUCGACCUGCAUUGGUUGGGUUGCAGUAACAUGUCCGCCGAUGAGCUGGAGGUCGUGGCAAAGACUAUGGCCGUCAAUCUUCAGCACUUGCUGGAUCAGAGGGACGCCCAUCUGGAGACUAUAGCGGAGCUAACCCAAGAAAGGGAAGGUGUGGUUCGUGUGCUCUGUAACUCAACCAGCCCACAGUCGGCCGUCUAUCCUCCCAGCAUGCAACAGCAGCAGGUGGGGACUCAGCAACACUUGGCGGUGGAACUUGCCGACUCUAAGGCCAAGAUCAGGCGACUUAGGCAAGAGCUAGAAGAGAAGAGUGAACAAAUGCUGGACAGCAGACACGAGCUGGAGAACAUGGAGGCAGAGCUAAAGAAAAUCCAGCAGGAGAAUUUGAAGCUGCUUGUAGAUGCCCGAGCAGCCCGUGCGUACCGCGAUGAGCUGGAUGCUCUGAGAGAGCGAGCGCUCAAAGCUGACAAGCUGGAGUGUGAGGUGGCACGCUACAGGGAGCAAAUGCACAAGAUGGAAUUUUACAAGGCCAAAGUGGAGGAGCUCAAGGAGGAUAACAGAGUUCUGCAGGAAACCAAAGAGGUGCUGGAGGAUCAAUUGGCAGGCUGGAGGGCACGCUCAGAUAAAAUCCACCAGCUGGAGAAGCACAGCCUGCUCCUGAAGUCCCGGAUACAUGACAUGGAGCAAGGAAGGGAUGCAGAUCGUAAAUGCAUUGAGGAGCUGCAGGACGAAAACCUGACUCUGUGUUUAGCACAGAGGAGGAGCAUGGAGGAGUCCCAGCACCUGGGAUGGGAGUUAGAACAACUGUCGAAGAGCAACGACAUUUCUCAGGGGCAGCAGACUUUAAGUGAGGAGGUGAGUGAGCGGAUCCGUAGUGGGCUAUUAAAGUUGGAGAAGGAGAACCAAAGUCUCCUGAGCACUGUCGAGGAGCUCAGAGCUGCGUGCACUCACAACAACAACAACGCACAGUCCAACAAACACAGCCACCAUGGUGAGAAGGAUCUUGACCAGCAGGUGGUCUGCUGCACUGACAAGUGGACUUCAGCAUCAGAUGAAAACAUCAUAUCAAUGACUCCCUGUUCACGUGAACAGAACUGCAGCAAUGCAUCCAACCAAGGUGCAGUCAAACAGAAGACGUUCAGUAGAGAUGCCGAAUAUCAGAAGCCAGAGCACGACCACGAAAGCCUCCACCACUCUGUUAAUUCAGCCAAUACUCAUCACGUUCAGCAUAAAGGACAGUUAGAGGACAACAACGCCGUAGAGCAUUUUGAAGCAGUUAUGUCUGAGCUGCAAGUGUAUGAAAAUAGUCCCGGUGGUGUUCGUUAUUCUAUUGGAUCACACAAUCCCUCUCCUGGCUCAAGAAGCAGCAGCUCCAGCCAUGACGGCCUUUUCAUGGACCUGCCAGCACGCUUCAUUAACACCAAGAAGCACACAGAGCGUCUGGAGACCAAAUGCAGGGCCUUAGACUCCUUUAAUCAACAACUGCAAACGUCCCUUGGUAACACUGAGCGAAAAGUCCAAAGAUUGGAAGCUGAGGUUCAAGAACUGGAGGCAGACAACCAAAGCCUCCAGGUCACUUUAGAGGAACUCCGGAUUACUGUACGCCGUUUGGACCAAGUGGAAACAGAGAAGCGGAAUUUGGAACAAGAAACGGCUGCGUUGGAGAAGGUAAAGCGGCAACUGGAGAAGGAGACUCGGCGACUGCGUCAGCAGGUUGAAAUUCAAGAAGCCAAUUUAGAUAGCAGCAAUGUCUGCAUGGCGAGCCUGGAAAGGGAGCUGCGCUGUCUGGUGAAGGAGGUGGAGGAGUUGAGGGAGACAGCUGAGAGGGUGAAAGGGCUGGAGAGAGACAACAGAGAACUGGUCAAGCAAGCUGCUAUCGACCAGAGGACCCUGGACACCCUUAGAGAGGAGCUUGUCAGCGAGAAACUGAAGACCCGACAGAGAGAGGAUGAACUAUACCGUCUGUCCCAUGAGCAGGAAAUGAGGGUUCUCAACCAAGAGAGUAAACAAUCUGUGGAACCUGACACACCCGAACGCAGCAGGUUCAAUAUGCUCGAGUCAGAGUUGGAGUUGUCCUUGAAGAAGUCCCUUCAAAUGAAAGAAGAAAAAGUGGCUGCGCUGGAGGCCCGUCUCCAAGAAUCCUCUACCCUUAGUCAGCAGCUUCGCCACGAGCUCAGAACUGUGAAACUCAGCUAUGAGGCCCUGCAACAAAAGCAGGAGGAGGAAGAGGUGACUGAAUCAAGCGCCCCCCCACUGAGAGAGAAUGGAAAGGCAAUGAGGGAAUGGCUGCGUGAAAGCCACGAAGCCACCAAAGAGCUACUGAGUAUCAAAGACCGGCUGGUUGAAGUAGAGCGGAAUAAUGCAACACUGGAGACAGAGCGCCAAGCUACACAGGCCCAUCUGAAGCAGCUGGAGUAUCAUUCUGACAGUCAACAGGCUCAGAUCCUCGCCCUGCAGAGGCAAGCCGCCUCCCUGCAGGAGAACAACACCACUUUGCAGGCACAAAAUGCAGACCUGCAGGUGGAAAAAUCCACGCUGAACUCCCAGUGUGCUUCCCUGAUGGCUCAGAACGCUCAACUGCAACAGCAGAAGGUGGGAACCGAAAACGAGAGGGACAGCGCGAUGCGUGAAUGCGAAGAGCUGCGCGGUGCUCACGAGCAGCUAUUACGUGAUCACGAGCGUCUGGCGGCUCUCCACGAGCGGCAAGCCGCAGAGUAUGAAGUGCUCAUGGGGAAACACGGCUGUCUGAAAAAUGCCCAUCGGACACUGGAGCUUGAGCACCGCACACUGCAGGACAGGUACAACAACCUGUUGCAGCAACGGACCAAAUUAGAAGAUGUGGAAAAAGCUCUGAAGGAAGAGCAGAUGAAAAUGAGUCUGGAGAAGGAACAUCAUAAGACCGCUGCUGCCGAAUGUUGCAGGCUUCGGGAUGAGAAAGACUGGCUGAACCAAACUUAUCGUCAGCUUUUGAACGACAAUCAGCUACUGACAGCGGAUCACAAGCAGCUCAAGAGCCAACUAAAUGAGACCAAGCUGGCGCACACCUGGCUGGAGGCAGACUUUUCCAAGCUCAAAAAAGAGUAUCAGCAAAUUGAUAUCACCUCCACCAAGCUCACCAAUCAGUGUGAGUUGCUGAGCCAGUUGAAGGGGAACCUGGAGGAGGAGAAUCACCAUCUUCUCAAUCAAAUCGACACACUGAUGCUGCAGAACCGGACUCUGUUGGAACAGACAAUGGAGAGCAAAGAUUUGUUCCACAUCGAGGAACGACAAUAUAUUGACAAACUUAAUGAUUUGAGGAGACAGAAGGAGAAGCUCGAGGAGAAGAUCAUGGACCAGUAUAAGUUUUAUGAGCCUUCGCCUCCUCGCAGACGAGGAAACUGGAUCACUCUCAAGCUGAAGAAGUUGAUCAAAUCUAAUAGCCGAGAACAGGGACUAGAACAUCCUCUCACACCAACACACUCAGAGGCUCACCUCUCAUGUCACGACAGCGGCUCCUUCAUUAGUUCAGACGGCUCUGCGGGGUCCACCUCCACAUCAGCAGGCGACGCCAUACCACCGCAGCCAAACAACAAGGACUCAAAUGAUAGUGCUGCGCCAACUGGGAUUGAGGACAACGACAAGCCGCAGCACCGCGGGCUUAAUGUCACCUGGAAUGGCGCUCAAAGUGAGAGCAGUGGUGAGUUCAGCAUAAGCCUGGAUAAUGAGCCCUGGUCAAAUGGCAGCAGCCCUGUCCAGCAGGCACUGUCUCGCCACUCCUCUGUGUCGUACCAGCCGCCCAGGGACACCUCCACACCCCAACACACAGAGCAGACUUCCUCCACAGCACACAAGGAGAAAGCCUUGACCAAUCCGAGGACAAACAGCCAGGAAUCAGAGCUAAAGAGUCUAUCUCAACUGAAAGAGCCGACAUCAAACCACGACUUCUGGCUCACGCGGGGAACAAAGAGCAUCAGAAGGGGGUCUAAAGGAAAAGUAACACGUCGCUCUUCAGACUCCGGGGGCACGUUAAGCACAAAUUUGAGAUCAAACUCCAGUAAUACGGAAUGUACCCAGACUUUAGCUUGUUCACCAAUUACAGUAUUUUAUGUUCAGGGUAAGUCGUCCUCAAUGUCUGGGUGCCUCAAUUGCUUCUCCAAUCCACUGGGGAAAGAAGAGCGGCUCAAAGGGUACGGUGAUUUUAAAAGUCUCCCUCGUGCCAGUAGUGUCAUUUCCACAGCUGAUGGGUCAUCUAGACGCCCCAGCAUCAACAAUAACUGCAGGGAUGUAAGCAAGACUGAGACACUUCCUGCCCCCAUCUCAGAAAAGUGCAAUAACCAAGAGAAGCAAGAAACAGCAGCCACGUUCAAUCAACAUCCUCAAAAAGUCGGUGAAAGCAGUGCGCCCAAACUGAGCCCGCCAGUCAAACCCCCAAGAGAUCCAGCAGCCAUUGUUGCCAAAGACCCUCCUAAACCCCCUGUGCAGGAGUCAGAUUUAAACUCCCCAUUUAGUCUUAACUCUGUCUUCUCAAACACAAUCUUCAGUGAUUCUGAGGGGAGUUGUACGAAUGCGAUUGAGGCUGAACGGCCCGACAGAUAUUUUCCCUUAUGAGACCAACUGUAAUGCAAAACUGCACUCUGGUGAACCACAAGUCUACUCAUAAAAAAAAUGGAACCACUCAACAUGGAAAAGGUGAUCAUGAUGCAGGAUUGAGAUGAUGGUUUGGAUAGCCCUGUGAAACAAUCCUUUGUUUUGAAUUGCCACGUUUCUUAAUCUGCGUUCUGCCCUGCUGCUCCGUGCUUUUGACCUACGUUACAACCAAUGUUCUGUCACUAUUACAUUUAAAUGUUAACUUGAAAGAAAUAUGUUUCGAUGUGAUAUAAAGUGUAAAUUAUUGAAGCUUUUAACGAUAGUGUGUGUGAUUUCUCCUUUAAUAAAAUAAAUAUAUUGGUAAAAGAGACUUUUUGAAUUGUGACAUGUUGCAUGUGAGAUUUGUACGCAUUGUUGGUUUGGAUCUGUGAAAAGUGAAUAAAAAGUGAGAGAGAGACUUUG
Hippocampus comes (tiger tail seahorse) is the source of this 6306-nucleotide messenger RNA. RefSeq names its product girdin-like. The coding region runs from base 784 to 5865 and encodes 1693 amino acids. Gene Ontology annotation, cellular component: centrosome; cytoplasm. The record is from RefSeq and is a predicted model, not a curated record. NCBI's taxonomy places the organism in Eukaryota, Metazoa, Chordata, Actinopteri, Syngnathiformes, Syngnathidae. Gene Ontology annotation, biological process: cytoplasmic microtubule organization; cytoskeleton-dependent intracellular transport. Gene Ontology annotation, molecular function: dynein light intermediate chain binding; microtubule binding. The transcript is spliced from 27 exons.